Messenger RNA from Mesorhabditis belari, 1023 nucleotides. The record is from the annotation of a GenBank genome assembly. NCBI's taxonomy places the organism in Eukaryota, Metazoa, Nematoda, Chromadorea, Rhabditida, Rhabditidae.
AUGUCCUUUUCGCUGAAUAUUUUCAUUCUUUCCUGUUUAUUCUUUAUUGUUUCUGCGAAAAAUCACACAGCAAACUAUGAAAAGGAAUGCGAAGAAUAUGACAGAUAUUUGAAGGAAUUCCAGAAGAAAUAUUCAGUGGAUGAGAAAAACCGAAGGCUGAAGUACUUUAUGCGAGCUCAACGAAAGAUCGAUUUGUGGAAUGGAGAGGCGAUGAAUGUGGGCGGAAAAGCGAAAUUCGGGCACAACAAUUUCUCGGAUUGGAGCCCGAAAGAGUUACGGGCGUUGAUGGCGAAUCAGAAAUGGACAACGAAUCAGGCUGAAGACGAUCUCGUCUCACUGCGACUCGUCCAACUUCUCCCAUCAAAUAUGACUUAUUCCGCAAAUGACUCUACGAUUUUCAUCGAUUGGAGGCAAAAGGGAAUGGUGACUGCCGUGAAAAAUCAGGGUGGUUGCAGUUGUUGCUAUGCUUUCGCGGCGGUGGGGGCAGUCGAGUCAGCUCUUGCCAUUGCUGGACAACCGUUGAGGAACUUGUCUGUUCAAGAGAUGCUCAACUGUGUGGGCGGUGGUUGCCGGGGUGGAGCGCCGUAUAAUGUGUACAAAUUCAUUCAACAAAACGGGAUCGUUCUCGAUACAAAAAUCGCGUACACGGGAAAACGACAAACUUGUACGAUCAAGCGAUCCAAUAUCACCAUUUCACAAGCCCCAGCACUGCGUGGUGAGGCCGCCUUGGAGGGUUUCUUGAACGCAACUGGCCCAGUCUCCGUCUGUUUCAAGGCUCCAUGGUCUUUCAUCAAGUAUCGCACCGGUGUCUAUGCACCAAAUCCCACUGAAUGCAACAAAACAAAAACCGCUCAUUGUGUUCUGGCUGUAGGCCAUGGAGUCGAUGGUGGAGUGCCGUAUUGGAUUCUCAAGAAUAGUUGGGGGCUUCGUUGGGGCGAGGACGGGUACGCAAGAUUUAUCAAAGGGCAAAACGCUUGCGGAAUCGAGAAUCGCUCCGCGAAUGGACCAAUCGUUAACUCUAAU